AUGGUUAAGGAUACUAAAUACUACGAUAUUUUAGGCGUUGAGCCAACUGCAACAGACGUAGAAUUGAAAAAGGCUUAUAGGAAGCAAGCUAUUAAAUGUCACCCAGAUAAAAAUGGAAAUGAUCCUACUGCAGCAGCCAAGUUUCAAGAAUUAGGAGAAGCAUACGGUAUUUUGCAAGAUAAGGAAAAAAGAGCACUUUAUGAUGAGAUGGGUGUUGAAGGUAUGCAAAGUAACAAUGUUGCGGGCGAAGCAGAUGUCGACCCAGCUGAGUUCUUCAGUAUGAUUUUCGGAGGUGAAGUUUUCAAAGACUGGAUUGGUGAAUUAUCAAUGUUGAAUGAAGUUUCCAAGACUGCUGAUAUAUUGGGCGACGAAGAGGGGGCUGAACUGGAAACGCAGGCAACGGAUUCGACCAAUACAACAAGCGAAGUAGCUACACAAUCAGAAACCGGUUCAGACGUGACUAAAACUAACGGACAGAAGGAUGAUAUCUUGUCUACUGAAGCCAUUAAUAAGAAAAAGAAGCAAAAGAUGACUCAACAACAAAGGGAAGAGAUUUUGAAACUCCAUGAAGAAACUAAAAAGGCCCAAGAAGAACGUGUGAGAGUGUUGUCACAGAACUUAUUAUCUAGAAUCGAGCAAUACACAUCUGCUUCUACCAACCAAGAUUCCUUAGAUCGUUUUAAGACAAAGUUGAACGAAGAAUUAGAAGAUUUAAAGAUUGAAAGUUUUGGUAUUGAAUUGUUACAUUUAAUUGGUAAGAUUUACACAAACCAAGCUCAUGCAACUAUUAAUGCUUGCAAGACCUUUGGUGUGUCCAAAAUAUUCUCGUCUGUUAAAUCUAAAACUAACAGCUUCAAAAAUGGGUUCUCUAUUUUAAAGACAGCUUUAGAUGCUCAAGCUUCUGUCGAGGCAAUGGUUAGAGAGCAAGAAGAUAUACAAGAGGCUAUCGCAAGAGGUGAAGAAUUAACCGAUUCCCAGAAGCAUAGACAGGUUGAAAUGGAGAGGUUAAUUACUGGUAAGGUUUUAGCUGCUGCAUGGGCUUCUACUAAAUUCGAAGUCACGGGUAUUUUGAAUAAGGUUUGUAAUAGAGUCUUGAAUGAUAAAUCUCUCGGUAAGAAGGUUAGAAUUUCCAGAGCUCAGGCCGUACUUUAUAUUGGUGAAACUAUGUUGAAGGUAGAAAGAUCACCCGAAGAAGCCGAAGAUGCCAGAAUUUUUGAAGAAAUGAUGGCAGACGCUACUGCUAAGAAAUCAACAAAAAGAAACAAGAAAUCUAAAGUCAGUGAUAGAGAUAUUGAAGAGUUCAUGAAGAACGUUAAUGAAGUCCACGAAGUAGAUGAACCUGAAGAAGUUAAAUAA
This is a messenger RNA of Debaryomyces fabryi, 1356 nucleotides long. RefSeq lists its product as uncharacterized. Lineage: Eukaryota; Fungi; Ascomycota; Pichiomycetes; Serinales; Debaryomycetaceae. Gene Ontology annotation, cellular component: cytosol. The record is from RefSeq and is a predicted model, not a curated record. The transcript has a single exon. The coding region runs from base 1 to 1356 and encodes 451 amino acids. Gene Ontology annotation, biological process: protein import into peroxisome matrix.